Messenger RNA from Conger conger (European conger), 7427 nucleotides. RefSeq names its product alpha-kinase 2 (gene alpk2). The coding region runs from base 1667 to 5695 and encodes 1342 amino acids. The transcript is spliced from 10 exons. Gene Ontology annotation, biological process: protein phosphorylation. The record is from RefSeq and is a predicted model, not a curated record. Lineage: Eukaryota; Metazoa; Chordata; Actinopteri; Anguilliformes; Congridae. Gene Ontology annotation, molecular function: ATP binding; protein serine/threonine kinase activity.
UCAUCACCAGCCAUUGCUUUCAAGAUUAUGACCCUUCAUUUGAUUGAAUUGAAAUUUUGUCAUGGGUUUAGUUGAUAAAAUAAUAUAAAUGUGAUAAAAAUCACACAAGCCAAUGUACUAACCUGUAUUCCAAACGUGUGUGGAAGUGCAGUAUAUAGGUAGAAUACACUCUUUACACUUACACACUUUAUUAGGUCAACCUGUACAACAGCUUGUUACUACAAAUAUUUAUUCAGCAAAUCGUGUGGCAGCAACUAAAUGCAUAAAAGCGUGCAGCCAAUAUGUUCAGCUGUUGUUCAGACCAAAUAACCAAAUGAAGUGACUUUGACCAUGGAAAGAUUGUUGGUGCCAGACAGGGCACAACAUGCAUAACAGUCUCGAGAGUUUGAAGGGAAUGGUGCGAAAAACAAAAAACAUCCAGUGAGCAGCAGUUCUGCGGGCAGAAACGCUUUAUUAAUGAGAGAGGUCAGAGGAGAAGGGUCAAAGCUGACAGGAAGGUGGCAGUAAUGCAAAUAACCACACAUUACAACAGUGGUAUGCAAAAGAGCAUCUCUGAACACACAACAUGUCAAACCUCUAAGUGGAUAGGCACCAGCAGCUGAAGACUUAAUAAGUCUAAAAAAAGAAAUGUAAUAAAUACCAAAAAAAGUGCUCUCUGAGUGUAUAUAAGCUAGCUUUGAGCCAUUAAUAUCCUGUUACUAACCCCAAACGUGUUCAAUAUUUAGCUGUAGUCACAGGCUAACAGGAGCCAACAUGAGGCAAUGAUUCUCUUUAGCGCCACUGGAGCGAAUGGGGGGGCAAAUGUGGAUGCCUCAAAUGAAAUAAACUACCAUUGUACUUAUUUUUGACCCUGCCAAUUUGCCUGCCAAUAUGGAAAGCCAAAUGUGUGUAUAUUUGUGGAAAAAUAAUGAAUGUGGGAGGGCGCAGACCAGCUCUAUUCCAAAGCAGGUGAUGUGAGGUCCUCAUGUUAAGGUGGCCCAGACAUUGUGUCAGGGGAGGUCACUUCAUGCACGGCUUGUGCAGGCAGCAAACCGUGGGCAUGAAAUUCACCAGAAGCAGUCAACGGUGCGCAAGGAGACAUGGAUGUCCCACCAGCUGAGGUCCCUCUCAUCCCAGAGACUGUAGCCAAUUAUAUGCCCAACUAUCAAACUCUAAAGGCUAUAACCAGCACUGCCAACCAUGGGUUCACAUGGGAUCAAUGUUGAGUUGGUUAGAUUCGUAUAUCUGUUUGAUUUUGUUAGUUGGAAAUAUGAUCAUUAAAAUAAUUAAAUGCACAUUUUUAUUAUUUAUCAUUAUCAUUCAAAAAAUGUUGAACGUGCUAGAAUUGUUUCCAUAGUUACGUUCAUGGGAACAGUUAUGAGGCAAUACCUUAAAAUGCAACUGAAAGAGUUCCUUGAUAUAGAAAUCGCCAUGUAAACGGCAAAGGCAGAUUUCUUCGCAAGAUUUGUAAUGAAAGUAAAAUGCCAUAUUUUUGAAUGUCUGUGUUUGAAUGCACUAUAGGCACAUUCGCUGCAGGCAGAAGACGCCGGAAGAGUGCACAGGUUAUCGGUAAUCCAGAAGAAGCAGUCGGGUCAUGCCCUGCCGUUGAGCGGGCCCGGAGGUUUGGCUCUGAGGCACAGGCCUACUCAUCACGGCUCAAAAACUGACCCUGUGUACCAGAACGGGAAUGACGGCCAAUCGGGAGGACCCCGGGGUCGCAAAUAAACUGCUGACGGCUGAUCCGACCGCUGAUCCGCCUUGGCCGGAACCGCCGAGCGAUGAGCAGAUCGCCGCCUGGCAGGAGGAUGACUACGCCCUGGGCGAUGACAGCACAGACGAUAUUUUCUACGAUGCCGUCGAAAGCCUUUCGCCCUUCGCCGACGGUCUGACGGGGGACGGCCUGAACGACAGUGACUCCCACGCACGCCAGAUUAACGGUAAAGGUGGCGUGCCACUGUUGCCACCGGGCCUUUGUGCACCUGUUGUUCCAGAGGACUCGGACAGCAGCGGCGCCGGGAGCCGGGCGGUCCGUUUAGCCCAGCCGGAGGCUGACAGCGGUUGUUACCCCUCUGAUGAAUUAUGGCUAAAUGCGAAUCAGGUGCUAGCAGGUGAGGAAGAACACGCUAUUCUGGGGCGGCAAAACAAAUGCUCUGACGACACGGUCUUUGCUGGCAGCCACAAUGAAGGCAGUCUGGUGUCCAGUUACCCAUUGGCGAUGAUAGCCGCCAUUGGCUCACCGGUUGAUGACUCAUGGUUCAGGAUGCCACCUGUUAUAACAUGGCCAGCCGUAGACAGCUGGUCAGACUCACACUCCGGCAUUGCUCACAUUGUCCUUUCCGGCCCGGAGGAACCUCCAGCGAUAGUGAUACAGACACUGGAGGUCAUGGCUAUCAAAGACAAAGAAGGGGGCCCUCGCUAUGCUCAGGAGGACACGGAAACAGCACAGCAGAUGUGCCUGGUUACAGCCGGCCAAGACAACAGUGAGUUGACAGCCGAGAGGGGAUUGGAGAAGGACCAGACCCUACUGAAAAUCCAGGGUGGAGACCCGGGCGUGCAUUACUGCGGAGAUAAGGCAGACAGCGAGACGGCACUCAGCGAAGAGCACAGUUCUCAAGUGACCUCAGGGGAAGCAAGAUGCUCAAAUCUUCACUUUACCGAAGCUUCUCAAAACCUCUGCGAGUUGGAAAUGACUGAUAUUUUGACUUCCACGGAAUACACUGCAACUACAGUCAUCUCUGACAGUGCUGAAGAUAUCACUCCCAUGUGGGAAGGAAUGUCUAUUGGUGAGGAAGACAUGGAGAUUUGCUUUGAGAAAAGGAUUCCGUCACAGGGUUCUGGGGAAGAGAAAGUCAGUAAAUCUGAAUGCCAGAAUUCUUCAGAGGAACCGCAGACACCUGAGCUGGAGACCGGUGCGCUUUGGAAGGUGACGGGAGACGCGCUCUUUCCGCCCCGUGUGGACGCCGAGGAGGGGGUGAGAAGUGGCAGAGGCGAUGAGCGCCUGACGGUCUCGGGUUUCUCCGGCGAGCCUUCCGCUGCGAAGCCCUCGCCGAGGCGCUCCGCUGGAGCUCAGAGCGCCGACGCGGUCCUACAGGGAGCGGCGGGGAGAGCCCCCGCCCAAACGCACCGUUACCCACGGCCCGAAGAGACGGGCUCGGCCGCGCGCCGCGAGGACAAGCCCCUCCGGCUCAAUCUCCAGCGGCGGAGGAACGACAGGUUCGAUGGCGUUACGCCUUUAGCCUCAAAUUGCCAAAGGAACAUUCGCUUUAAUACAGAUGCAUAUGCCACUUUGAAAGGGGACCGGCAGCAAGCCAGGAUUUUAGAGACUGAGAGAAACAGGACGUUUGAUAGAUCUGGGGCAUUUCUUUCAGAAAAUAAGAGAGAAGAACCGCUAGAUGUUGGCGAAGGGAAGGCAGCAUGCGGUGAUUUUCCAUCAGGUGACCAUGAAGGAAAAAUAGCAUUUUGUUGUGCUCAGAGUGCUGACGAAGAUCUUUUCAAGCCUUCGUCUCCUGGAGAGAGACAGCGGCCUUUGUCCCUGGACAAAAGGAGCCACGAAACCACCGGGACAGUCAGUAGCCUCACCAAAGACUUCUCAAAGCUGCUCAUACUCGCUGGCAACACGUUUGUAGUCUGUGAAGAAGUAAAAACUGCGUACAUCACUCUAGACCUGAAUGAUCCCGUAGGCCGCGUGACUUGGCCCGGUCUGGAGGAUGGAAACAGGAUUGACUAUACAUCCGCUUUAGAACACAUGAAGACUAAUAAGACUCGGUGUGUUGGUGAAAUUAACCAAAAAGAGGGCCCUAAGAUGCCUCAGAAAACGUCAAGGACAUCUUCUGGGAGUAAAAUAUCAACAGGCAACAAGAGCAGAGAGAAACCAGCCAGCCACCAGGAGAAGUCCAAACACGCUGCCACUCAAGCUUCAAAAAAGCAAGAGACUCCCAUUCCCGAGUCACCUGUCACUUGUGAGUCACCGAUAGCAACCGCAGGAAGUAAAGCCGCGCCUGGGACCGAGGCGGAGACAAAAGAGAUGACAGAAAAGUGCACCAAAUCCCGCGGUAAAAAGAAGAAAAAACAGCCCCAGCAUUCAUCUGGAAAAGUUGAGGCUGAGGCUUUGAAAGAAGCGACGUGCGGUGCCCAACCACAAACUGCAGGCCUGGCAGAGCAGGCGGGGAGUACUGACAAACUGUCUGUUGUUGCCCCCCAAACUAACCGUUUGCCAACACAGAACCGAUCAGAAGUAAAAGAUGUCACAGCCAAAGUCAAAAGGAAAGGCACCGUAACCGACGAGUGGGCGAGCGCUACAGACACAGACGAAAGGCGGCCGACUGGCCUGGCCAAGCUGCAAGGUGAGCAUGUUUUAAAGCGCAGGCAUUUAUUUGAGGCCAAGGCUGGGCAGCGACCUUCGGAAUCAAAGCCUCAGAAAGCCUCUCUCCCGGUGAAGGAGGAGGAACAGGCGGCAGCACCAGAGGCAGGCCAGAGGAGAGCUUACAGUGAAGUGGUCAAACAGACGCCUCAAGCACACAAAGAAGUCCCAAAAGUGCUGCAGGACAUAAGGGCUGAGAAGCUUUCUGACGAGCUUGGAGGCAUUAGCCUUCAGUGCCAGUUCAGUGCUGUCUCAAUGGAGAGCUCUGUGCUGUGGACUAGGGAAGGGGCAGUCCUGGAACAAGCUGAGAGAAGUGCAGGUGAUGAAAGGCUACUUUCCUUCACAAUCUCCAAACCCUCAAGUAAAGACCUGGGACGGUACCAGUGCUGUCUAAGUUGCCCCCUUGGAACCCUGACCUCUGAGUUCUACCUGACUUCUGAUGUGCUGAGUGAACUUCUUCCCUCUCAAGACCACCAUGCAGGGCUAUCGUUGUUCGUCACAGCGGAGGUGGUCGAGGGGGUGGAGGAGGAUGUGAAGUGCACCCCGCUGCUGUUCAAAGAGGACUUCCUCAGUGAGCAGUAUUUCGGGGAGAACCAGCCCACCAGCAUCUUGACCGAGCAGGCCCACUUCGGCGAGGGCAUGUACCGUAGGGCCUUUCGGACCAAGCUCCUGGGUGGCAUGCUGCCAGUGUUCAGCCCCGGGCACCCCUGUGUGCUCAAAGUUCACAACGCCAUCAGCCAAGGGACCAGAAACAACGAUGAGCUCAUUCGUAAGAACUACAGCCUGGCUGUGGAGGAGUGUUGUGUACAGAACACUGCCAGGGAAUACAUUAAAGCCUACACAACGGUGGCCAGGUCUGCAGAGGACUUUGGAGAGGUGCCAGAAAUCAUUCCCAUUCUCCUAGUCCACCGACCCUCCAGCGACAUCCCGUACGCCACGCUGGAGGAGGAGCUGAUGGGAGAUUUUGUGAAGUACUCCGUGAAAGACGGGAAGGAGAUCAACCUGACGAGGCGGGACUCUGAGCCGGGCCAAAAGUGCUGCGCCUUCCAGCACUGGGUGUACGACAAGACCGAGGGCAACCUGCUGGUCACCGACAUGCAAGGAGUGGGGAUGAAGUUAACCGAUGUUGGCAUAGCAACCCCUAAAAAAGGGUACAAGGGGUUUAGGGGAAACUGUGCCACGUCAUUCAUAGACCAGUUCAAAGCUCUUCAUCAGUGCAACAAGUUCUGCCAGUUACUGGGCCUGAAGUCCCUCCAGCCCAGCCAGGCAAAGCCCAGACGGACCCCGCCAGGCCCAAAGCCCCAGCCCCAGCCCAAGAAGAAGCCCUUUGCCGUCAAUCUGAAGAGCAAAUCCUGAAGCAGUCAGUGGUGGCCUCCAACCGUGGGGCACUAUCUACCAUGAAUGUUCAGAGACUUCUUUUCUGGGGCGUUCACAUUUUACAAGUGUUCUUGUACUGGACAGCAUAAACAUUUCAUCUUUUUUUGGUACUGAUUGCGGUCCAGAUUAUCAGCUAUUAAAUUAUUGAAAUAGUAAUUUUACCACUAAUAUCAAUUAUUAAUGUUAUCUCUUUGAUGACAUACAGUUCCCAAUUGUAAUAAACAAACUAGAAAUUACUUUCUGUAAGUUAAAAAUGGGUCAUAUAUUUAAUGUAUAUAAGGCAUACUGUCACAUUAUAGUACACUAGCAGUAUUCAUGUACAUGAUGAAUAUAUCAUAUUAGAAAUGUAUUUUUGAUUUUACUUUCCAAAUUAAUUUGGAGAAUACAUUACAUGUAAUAGUCAUUUAGAUAUAUUAUAUACAAAUAUUACAAAUAUUAAGAUAUUUCAUAGAAUAAGUAAGUAUCAUAAAUGUUUUCCUUUUCUGGUUACUUUAAGGGCAGCUAGAUGUUUUUGCUAUAAAUCGGUCUCCUCUAAAUGAAAAGCUUGAUGUAUAUACUCUGUUAUUUUAAGUAUGUUUGUGAUUAGAAAUUAAGCACUAACCUUGAAACAGUGUUUGAGUUCACUUUCUUUUUAAUAUGUGCCCUCUCAUCUCUGGGGUUCCUUGUACAAAUGAUGUGGAAACUCACUUUAGAAAUAAAACCAACCCCUCCAUCCAUCCACCUCCCCCACUUCCCCAGCUCUUAGUCAAGAUGACACAGUGUUCACAGAGAGCAUCGCACAGUGUUCACAGAGAGCAUCGCACAGUGUUCACAGAGAGCAUUGCACAGUGUUCACAGAGAGCAUCGCACAGUGUUCACAGAGAGCAUCGCACAGUGUUCACAGAGAGCAUUGCACAGUGUUCACAGAGAGCAUCGCACAGUGUUCACAGAGAGCAUUGCACAGUGUUCACAGAGAGCAUCGCACAGUGUUCACAGAGAGCAUCGCACAGUGUUCACAGAGAGCAUCGCACAGUGUUCACAGAGAGCAUCGCACAGUGUUCACAGAGAGCAUCGCACAGUGUUCACAGAGAGCAUUGCACAGUGUUCACAGAGAGCAUUGCAGUCGUUCUCUGAAGAGAGGCUGUUUGUGUGGACCCUGAGCUUCACUGGCGGCUGAACAGGACAGGUCAACCCCUGGAACAUUUUGACCGGUUGACUAUUGAAACCAUCUGUCUCUCUGCCUCGCUAGCUAUGCCGGGCCUGCGAUCGGUGCAGUUUCCAGGGAACUUUUGACCCGUUUGAAUCCUCACCAACCUAUUUAUACCUUUUUAACUCCCCUUAAAUUUAGCCAGGGCCCUAACGUUAUCCCAUCCCUCCUCAGAACUUGAUAAUGUGUUUUUAUAUCCUUUUAUGUUCCGGCCUUUAUAUCCUUUCGACAUUUCGAAGAAGGUUUUGAGCUGAAUGUGCUGCCUGUAACGGAUCUGGUAGCUGUGAUAUGACCGUCUGAUCAUUACCUCUCCCGGUGCUGAUUUACAUGCCCUGGCGUGUGGAUGUAGUUUUCUAUGAGACGUACUUGUGUUACAUACGUAGUAUGGAGGCAUUCUGCCAUCUAGUUUACUGAAGCUGUGAACCGUUUUCUUUCUUUAUUUUUGUAGCUGUCGAAAAAAAAUGAAGUGUGUCACUUCUCAGUGGAAUGAAACUGUGAGAAUAAAAAAAGAGUAUUUUUAUUGUU